This is a messenger RNA of Contarinia nasturtii (swede midge), 1704 nucleotides long. RefSeq names its product phenoloxidase-activating factor 2-like. Gene Ontology annotation, biological process: proteolysis. Lineage: Eukaryota; Metazoa; Arthropoda; Insecta; Diptera; Cecidomyiidae. The record is from RefSeq and is a predicted model, not a curated record. Gene Ontology annotation, molecular function: serine-type endopeptidase activity. The transcript is spliced from 6 exons. The coding region runs from base 42 to 1112 and encodes 356 amino acids.
UAACCGACAAUUAGUAUGCACUUGCAUUUCAAACACACGACAUGGAACGUCUAGCAUUUUCAUACACACUUUUAGUAGUAUUUAGUGUUGUUUUCAAUAAUUUUCAACCUUGCCAGACAUUCCCAGAAGACGCACAAAUUCAAAGUACGGUGCAACAGGACGUUGGUUCAUUGGGCAGUCGAUUUGAUACGGAUGAACCAGCGGCAAAUAGAGACGUGAACCAGGAAAUUGAUGUAAAAAAAUGUGGUAUACCAAAUCAAAUGGGCUUAAAUAAAUAUGGAUUGGAAUUUUUGUCAUCGGCACACUCAAAAGCAGGAGAAUUUCCAUGGACUGUAGCAAUUCUGCGAAAGUUAAAUCGUGACUCACGAAGAGAAACGCUUCUAUAUUCCGGAGCCGGGGCUUUAAUACACCCAUCGGUUGUGCUAACGGCUGCAAACAAACAUCAUGCAACCAAGAUGGACCUAAUACGUGCUGGUGAAUGGGAUUUUUCCUCCUCCGACGAAGAGCACCCAUAUCAGGACCGAUCAAUCGAGAGUGUACAAAAUAUUGACGAAAACGAUGCGGAUUCAGUGCAACUGAUAUUUGUAACGGAGCCAUUUGUUCUAACAAACAAUGUACGAACAGUGUGUUUACCAUUUCCAGUAGCACCAGCAUCACCGUCGACAACUGUGGCAUCAACGACCGUCAUACCAGAUACACGUGAAUGUACCACGGCAGCAUGGGGACAACAGAAUUGUAGCGGUUUAAAAGGAUUGCAUUCGAUUUUGGGCCGUCAAUCGAUAUCAACGGACAAUAAACGGCCCAAUGCGUGUGAAGCUGAUUGGCAGCAAUACCUUGAAGAUAACACAUUCAAAUUGAAAAGCAAUCAAUUUUGCACAAAACGAAAGCACAACAUCGAUGAUUCGUGUUUCUGUGAUCAUGGUGCGGCUCUCUUCUGCGCAAUACAGCCAGCCGGUGAAGCGAUUCGCUACGAACAAAUCGGUGUAUCCAUCGCGUCCGGUGGUUGCACAAAAGAUUUACCAGGCAUUUUCUCAAGCGUUGCAGAACAAAGAGCAGCUAUCGAUGGAAUAUUCAACGAAAAAGGCUUGGAUACAUCAUAUUAUACAGCAUAAAUGAAACUCAUCAUUACGUCUUAAGUCUCAGUUUUCUUUUUAGCGACGCAACAACAAAAAAAUACAUAGAAAGUCUUAUUUGUGACACAUUUCAAUAGGAUUAACUUUAAUUCUAGCGCAUUAGUACGUUGCCUAGUUCAAUUUGUGUAAAUCAUUUCGUUGAAUGGCUAAAGGAAAUGAUUUGAAUCAGAGCGGCGCACCGGCAGUUUGAAUACAUGCAACAACAUUGUAAUCAUAUUUCAUCAAGUUUAUUGCGAGAUUAUGGAGAAUCACAAAUCAGCAGCGCUUCAAAGCAUCAGAAUAUAAAAUAACAGAGAAAAUAACAAUUUUCCCCUUUCCAACUGACAUCGACGCUUUUAUGUGGUAUUUUUUGUCAUAUUAUUUGAUUAAAUAUUCAUGCAAUAAAUUUCAUUUAAAGCGACAGAAAAAAAGGUCAAUUUUUUCAUCAUUCUAAAUGAAAAACAACGAGAAAAAAAACAGUAAAUGGAUUCUGUUGACAGUCAUACAUUUGAAACAAAUUAAAACUUAUACAAGAGUGUCAAUGCAUAAUUCAUUCGCAUAAGCUGAUUCACAAUUAGUUCAUUAAAAUUAA